Arachis stenosperma is the source of this 2991-nucleotide messenger RNA. RefSeq names its product pentatricopeptide repeat-containing protein At4g30825, chloroplastic. Gene Ontology annotation, molecular function: protein binding. The transcript has a single exon. Bases 101 to 2734 code for a protein of 877 amino acids. NCBI's taxonomy places the organism in Eukaryota, Viridiplantae, Streptophyta, Magnoliopsida, Fabales, Fabaceae. The record is from RefSeq and is a predicted model, not a curated record.
GGCAACAUGAUUAAGCGAUGAGAUGAGAGCAAAAUGAGGUGGUUCCAUCACCACCGGUUACAACCACAACACUCUAUCUACUUCUUUUCUUUUCUCUUUCAUGGCUUCUCUCAGAUUUUCUAUUUUCAUCGAUACCUUCGAUUCAAAGACCUCAAUCCCUGCUAUAUCUUGUUACGGAGCUUUCCCUUUCAAAUCCCUACUCAAAACGAAGUACAUUCAUAUCGACGCUAACUUCAAUUUCAAGCCUAAGGUUCGGAACAAGGCUCGGGUGGCGAAGCGAGUGCCAAACCCACAAAUCGGAGCUGAAUUUAGGUUGGGCUACGAAGCCAAGAACAGUGCUCCACUAGCAAUUGAUAAGUUCCUCGUGCGCCGUGACGGCGACGAUGCUGACGUGGAUUACUCUUCAGUUGGUCCUGAACUAAGCACGGAGCAUUGCAAUGCGAUCUUGAAAGUGCUUGAGAGGACGAGCGACAACGCCAAAACGAUGUCGUUUUUUGAGUGGAUGAGAGGAAUGGGGAAAUUGGAGCAAAACGACCGUGCUUACAACAUCGUCCUUCGUUUGCUGAGCAAGAAGGGAGAUUGGGAAGCUGCAAAGAAAUUGGUUUUGGAAAUGAAAACCAAAUUCGGAUCCGAAUUGAGCUUGCAGGCUUUCAACACUCUCAUAUACGGUUGUCGGAGGCAGGGUUUAGUGGAAUUGGGGGCGAAGUGGUUCCGACUGAUGUUGGAUUCCGGUGUGGCGCCGAAUGCGGCGACGUUCAGCAUGUUGAUGGGGCUUUACAGGAAAGGAUGGAACAUUGAGGAGGCAGAGUUCAUGUUUUCUCAGAUGAGGCAGUUAGGGAUGUUGUUUGAACCGGCAUAUUCAGGUAUGAUUACGAUAUACACCCGUUUUAGAUUGUAUGAAAAGGCAGAAGACAUAAUUAGCUUGAUGAGAGAAGACAAAAUUGUUCCUAAUAUGGAGAAUUGGUUGGUGAUGCUGAAUGCUUAUAGCCAGCAAGGAAAAUUGAGGGAUGCUGAGAAGGUUUUGGUGUUAAUGCAAGAGGCAGGGUUCAGUCCCAAUAUUGUUGCAUAUAAUAUUAUGAUAACUGGGUAUGGAAAAGCUUCCAAUAUGGAUGCUGCUCAGAAGUUGUUUGUGAAACUGAAGAAUGUUGGGUUGGACCCUGAUGAGACCACUUUCCGUUCUAUGAUUGAGGGAUGGGGUAGAGUUGAUAAUUAUGUAGAAGCCAUGUGGUAUUAUAAGGAGCUCAAGCGGUUAGGGUACAAACCGAAUUCGUCGAAUUUGUACACUAUGUUAAAGUUGCAGGCUAAACAUGGAGAUGAAGAAGGUGCUGUUGGAACUCUUGGAGAUAUGGUGGAGGCUGGAUGCCAGUACUCUUCUAUGCUUGGUACUCUAUUACAUGCUUAUGAAAGUACUGGCAGGGUUGAUAAAUUGCCGCUUUUGUUGAAGAUGAAUAGGAGCUGUUACGAACACAUUCUUGUUAAUCAACAUUCUUGCUCCUCUCUGGUCAUGGUUUAUGUAAAACACAAGCUGACAGAAGAUGCUAUUAAAGUGUUGAAGGAGAAGAAGUGGUGUGACGAGCCUUAUGAGGAUAACUUGUGUCAUCUUUUGAUUUGCUCGUGCAAAGAGGCAGGUAUGCUGGAGAAUGCUGUUAAGAUAUAUAAUCAAAUUCACAAGAAUGUUGAUAAGCCUAACAUGCAUAUUUUGUGCACCAUGAUUGACAUUUACAGUGUCAUGGGCCUCUUCAAUGAGGCAGAGAUGUUGUAUAUGAAGUUGAAGUCUUCAGGGAUUCAGUUGGAUAUGAUUGCCUUUAGCAUUGUUGUUAGAAUGUAUGUCAAAGCUGGAUUGCUAAAAGAUGCUUGCUCUGUUCUGGAUGAAAUUGACAAGCUCCCAGACAUUGUGCCAGACAUCUUUUUGCUACGUGAUAUGUUUCGUAUUUACCAAAGAUGCAACAAGGUGGAUAAAUUAACUGCCCUUUACUACAAAGUCUCGAAAGAUCGUGUGGAUUGGGACCAGGAACUAUAUAAUUGUGUCCUAAACUGCUGUGCGCAGGCUCUGCCAGUAGACGAGCUUUCCAGGCUUUUUGAAGAGAUGCUAGACCGUGGAUUUACCCCUAACACGAUUACUUUCAAUGUCAUGCUUGACAUCUUUGGAAAAGCUAGGCUCUUCAAGAAGGUUAAUAGGAUUUUCUGCAUGGCUAAGAAGCAGGGUCUGGUUGAUGCGAUAUCUUACAAUACUAUCAUUGCAGCAUUUGGUAAAAAUAAAGACUUCAAAAACAUGUCAUGGAUGGUUGACAAGAUGCAAUUUGAUGGGUUUUCAGUUUCCCUUGAAGCCUACAAUUCUAUGCUGGAUGCUUACGGGAAAGAUGGUCAAAUGGAAACUUUUAGAUCCAUAUUGCAGAAGAUGAAGGAAUCAAACUGUGCCUCUGACCACUACACAUACAACACCAUGAUCAAUAUCUAUGGGGAGCAAGGAUGGAUCGAAGAAGUUGCUAAUGUUCACACUGAAUUGAAAGAAUGUGGCCUUGGACUUGAUUUGUACAGCUAUAACACAUUGAUUAAGGCUUAUGGAGUUGCAGGGAUGGUUGAAGAUGCUGUAGAUUUGAUCAAGGAAAUGAGAGAUAAUGGAAUUGAACCAGACAAGAUAACUUACACUAAUCUUAUCACCGCACUGCGCAGAAAUGAUAAAUUUUUAGAAGCUGUUAAGUGGUCGUUGUGGAUGAAGCAGAUGAAAUUGUGAAUAAGGUUAAAUCAUGUCAUAUCAGUAUAUAAGUUGCCUCUGACCUAACCUGUUUCUUUUGAGAAUAACAUGGCCUUAAGGUCCUACUUGAGGAUAAUUAUCUCUGAUCUUACCUACACCACAAAGAUAUUUCUGUAUAAAUAUUAAAGUCAUUCAUGGUUGUUUACAGUUUAUUUAUAAUUAUAUAUAGUAUGUCAAACCAUAUUAUUAUAGGAACAUUUUCUUGGGUAUACUUUGUACAUUUCAUGUAUCAUUCU